UUUUUUUUUUUUAUUUUAUUCCCUGAACAUAUUUUGUUUAUUGCUUUUGACCAAAGUAUCUUCUUUCACUUACUCAUUCAAUAGUUAUUCUUUCCAUUUUAAUUGUGGAUUAGAUAUUAUUUUUACUCUUUUUCCUUUACUAUUUCUCUUUUCUUUCCUUUUUUGGUAUAUCUUCAAACUUGUAUCUUGGAAAAUAUCCGGCUCAACGAACAAUAACGUCGACACUAUAGUAUAUCAUUUUAGAACCAUGACUUCUGAUAGAAGAAGAACUCUACGCUUAACUGUUAUUGCUGCUGAUGGACUUUUGAAAAACAAUCUUUUUUUCAAAUUACCAGACCCUUUUGCGGUAGUGACGGUGGAUGGUGAGCAAACUCAUACUACAACUGUUAUGAAGAAAACACUCAACCCUUAUUGGAAUGAAAGUUUCGACUUACAAGUGACCAAAGAUAGUAUUAUUGCCAUUCAAGUAUUUGAUCAAAAGAAAUUCAAGAAAAGAGAUCAAGGCUUUCUAGGUGUGAUCAAUAUUAAAGUGAAAAAUGUAUUUGAUCUUCAAGUAGGUGGUGAUGAAGUACUUACUCUUGACUUAAAACCGUCCAAUACCAAUGAUAUGAUCUAUGGCAAGAUUAUCCUGAAUUUGUCCACCAAUUCUAAUGCAUCAGCUCGGAAUAGAACUACAAGUGAUUCGGUAUCAGAAGCCAACAAUACCUCUUCAACAUCAAAUUCAUUAAUGCCAUCAUCCUCAUCACCGACUGGAUCUUCUUCACAUCAUCCACCUUCUGGUUCAAAUACCGCAAGUCAUACAAAUACUGACUUACCAAAUGGGUGGGAAGAACGAGUAGAUCAUCUUGGUAGAACUUAUUAUGUAGAUCACAAUAACCGAACGACUACAUGGAAACGACCAACUAAGCCUAAUGGACAACAAAGACAAGUCACUGAAUUAGAAAGACGUCGACACAAUACUCGUGGUUUACCAGAAGAUCAAAUUCCAGCAACUGACCAACAUCUAAUUCGAUCUCAUAAUGCUCAGCCAACGCCAGUUUUACGUUUAUCAUCACAUGAUACACCUCAGAAUAGCCUGGAACUACAAAAUAAUAUGACAAUGGCAGGAUCGGGACCAUUACCAACUGGUUGGGAAAUGCGUACAGCAUCAGAAGGUCGGCCUUAUUUUGUGGAUCAUAAUACUCGUACAACAACUUGGGUUGAUCCUAGAAGACAACAAUAUAUUAGUACUAUUGGACCCGGUUCAAAUGUUCAAGUACAAUUACAAUCCGUAUCUUCCUUGGGACCUCUUCCGUCAGGAUGGGAAAUGCGCUUGACAUCUACUGGACGAGUAUACUUUGUGGAUCACAAUACUAAAACAACAACUUGGGAUGAUCCUCGUUUACCAAGUAGUCUCGAUAAGAAUGUACCUCAAUACAAACGUGAUUUUCGGCGCAAAUUGAUAUAUUUUAGAUCACAACCUGCAUUACGACCUAUUCCUGGACAAUGUCAUAUCAAGAUUCGACGAGAACAUCUAUUUGAAGAUUCAUUUGCUGAAAUCAUGCGACAUUCUCCUGCUGAUUUGAAAAAACGCUUGAUGUUUCGAUUCGAAGGCGAAGAUGGUUUGGACUAUGGUGGUGUAUCAAGGGAGUUUUUCUUUUUAUUGUCACAUGAAAUGUUCAAUCCGUUUUAUUGUUUGUUUGAAUAUUCCGCACAUGAUAAUUAUACCCUACAAAUCAAUCCUCAUUCUGGAAUCAAUCCUGAACACUUGAACUAUUUCAAAUUCAUUGGUCGUGUAGUUGGAUUGUCUAUAUUUCAUCGUCGAUUCUUGGAUGCCUUCUUUAUUGUAUCAUUCUACAAGAUGCUUCUCUCGAAGAAGGUGACUGUUGCUGAUAUGGAAAGUGUGGAUGCCGAAUUCCAUCGAAGUUUAAUGUGGAUAUUGGAUAAUGAUAUUACUGAUAUUUUGGAGCUUACUUUCUCAACAGAUGAUAAUCGAUUUGGUGAAGUGGUAACAGUAGAUCUUAAGCCUGAUGGUCGCAAUAUCGAAGUAACAGAGGAAAACAAAAAAGAAUAUGUUGCAUUGGUAACAGAAUGGCGUAUAUCAAAACGUGUCGAAGAACAAUUCAAUGCAUUCAAGGAAGGAUUCAAUCAGCUGGUCCCUCAAGAUUUGAUUAACGUAUUUGAUGAACGUGAAUUGGAAUUACUCGUAGGUGGUAUUGCAGAAAUCGACGUGGAUGAUUGGAAAAAACAUACUGACUAUCGUGGAUAUACUGAACAAGAUGAUGUCAUUAAAUGGUUUUGGAAAUGUGUACGAUCUUGGGAUAAUGAAAAGAAAUCAAGGUUACUUCAGUUUACAACAGGUACUUCACGUAUUCCAGUCAAUGGUUUCAAAGAUUUACAAGGCAGCGAUGGUCCAAGACGAUUUACUAUUGAAAAAUCAGGUGAAAAAGAAGGAUUACCAAAAGCUCACACAUGUUUCAAUCGACUUAGUUUACCUGGUUACGUAUCCAGUGAAUUGUUAGUGGCCAAACUUUCUCUUGCAGUAGAGGAAACAAUGGGUUUUGGACAAGAAUGAUUAGCAGUUUUAAUUUAAGCAUAAAGACUUUUUAUAUAAUAAAAAAUAUUUUUUUCAGUGUUUUCAAA
Halteromyces radiatus is the source of this 2622-nucleotide messenger RNA. RefSeq lists its product as uncharacterized. The coding region runs from base 248 to 2554 and encodes 768 amino acids. The transcript has 14 exons. Gene Ontology annotation, biological process: ubiquitin-dependent protein catabolic process. The record is from RefSeq and is a predicted model, not a curated record. NCBI's taxonomy places the organism in Eukaryota, Fungi, Mucoromycota, Mucoromycetes, Mucorales, Cunninghamellaceae. Gene Ontology annotation, molecular function: ubiquitin protein ligase activity; protein binding.